AGAGGAGUCACCAUCCUCCUCGUCCCUCACCCCAACAAAUCCGUCUGCAAUUGCACCACGACCCCUAGAAGGACCCCCUUUGACCGGCUGAUUUCGAUCCGUCCUAUAUUGCAGCCAUGUCUGCGCCGGUGGCUCAGGAAGAGCUGCCUAUCCUGGAGGCCGUCAUCAACAUCCGGAACCGACUGACCGCGCUCAAGAAGAACAGAGGCGAGUUCAUCAAGCCGUCGGAUGUAUACCAACUGUACCAGAUGAUUGUGAAGCAAGUGACGCGCUUGAACGAGGUUCGCGACGAUCAUACCACGUACAACAACCGCCUGGACACUACUCUCGCGGACGUCUUCAAUCUCCUUUCCCUCUUCUUCCUUACCAUUGGAAAGACACGGGAAUGCCCGGCUACGUACAGCCAGGUUGCGAGUAUGCGGGGUAUCCUCGACCAUAUGGACGAGUCAGGGGUCUACAAUGAGUCCGAUCUUGCCCCCUUCCAUCGACGACUAGCAGAGCUUCGGAACAUCCUACAAGCCGACGUAGAGAGCGGAAAGCAUCCUCCCGCUAUGACCAAGCUCCUCGAACGACAGCUCAAUGAGUGCGAUAACCUCCUCCGCAAAAUGCAGGACUCGCUAGCCGUGCUCUCUCCCGAACUCAUCCCCAUCCAUGAACGACUGGUCAACAUUCGGAGACAGCUCGUUGCACUUGCAGCCAAGGAAACUGCAAGGGAGGUUGCAUGGUCCCAGGCAAAGGCGGAAUUGCCUGAUUACAAGGGCAAGGCCGUUAACACCGAGCCCGAGGGGUCUGUCAGCGAACCCAACUCGAGGACGCCAACGCGCGAAAGCACGCCUACGCCCAGGGUCGCGACGGCAGAGGGAGUCAGGGACAAGGAUGGUCUUCGCGUUAAGGCAGAGCUGAAGCCCAUCCAGGAGGAGUUGCGAAAAAUCGACUCGAAACGUGUAGACGGCAAGUUUUUAGGUCCUGGAGGCUCUGUGCCAGCCUCCCAAGCUAUCUGUUCUUCUCUUCUGGAGGAAUGUUUCGAAAUUGUGCAAGAGAUUCGUGCGCAGGACGAGUCAAAGAAUGUUGCGUCGUCUCUGCGACCCAUCUAUGACCGACUAAGCGAGAUUCGGAAAGAGCUAGAGCAAUUGGUCCUAACGCACCGGUGGAGUCUCCGCGAAACGGAUCUGUGGAACUACAGUCUCAGUCUCCAGGAGAUCGAUAAGAUGCGGGUAGAUGGCAAGUUCGUCGACGCCGACGGCAAUCGACCGGAGGGACAAUAUGUCCUGUUAUAUCUCCUGCGGCGAUGUUACGGUCUCAUAUACCGGCUACUCUCAUCGAGCGAGCCAGUAUCCGAGGAGCUGAUGCCCAUAGCGAACAAGCUGUCGACGGUGAAAAAGUGUCUCAAUGAGGUUCUGAAGUAUGGCGGCCCGUUCAGCCCGCGCGACCUCUACCCGUAUCAGCUCGCUUUGCAUCAGAUAGACUCCAUGCGCAAGGAUGGCAAAUUCAUUGGCGUCGACGGCUCUAUCCCUGAAGGUCAAGGUAUCGUGAUGGCUCACCUCAAUGAAUGCCAUGAACUCCUUGAGAUGCUCAAGGAGUCCAUGGAGGUCGAGGAGGACGACUACAUCGACGGCGACGACUAUGAGUUCGAUGAUCCGCCGUCCGAGGAGGAAGAUGAGCAAUAGGAAGAGGAUCCCUCUGUGUCGGGACAGCUUGACAAUGUGGCGAAGAAGGCCUGGGUCGGGUGUAGCACGUCGAUUACCAAUUGUACGAGUGCACCAUCACACUAGAAGUUCUGGGCAGAACUGUAUGUUUUUUCCACACUGGUCU
Molecule: messenger RNA, 1812 nt
Organism: Dichomitus squalens LYAD-421 SS1
Lineage: Eukaryota; Fungi; Basidiomycota; Agaricomycetes; Polyporales; Polyporaceae
Exons: 13
Coding region: 117-1667 (516 amino acids)
Cellular component (GO): nucleus; cytoplasm
Source: RefSeq, a predicted model, not a curated record